AUGGCUUCCAGGGCUCGUGGAUCCAUAGGCCGAGGUGCAGGCAGGGCUCAGGACAGCGCACCGGGUUCUCCACCACGACCUAUGCAGGGGCGAGUAGGGGAUGGACCGGGAGGAGUCGGCGUGAUCUUCGUAGGGGGGUUGCUUACCGUACCGGCGCCGACCUCUCGUCGCUCUUUCCGUUUCGACGGCCCUCGACCCCCUCCUUCGGGGCAGACGCAGACGCAGCCGGAGAGCGGCAGUGAGGAGGAGGAUGAGGAGGAGGAUGGUGAGGGCGAGAAGGAGGAGGACACUGAGGGGAGCGGGGAUGACAGCGAGGCGGCGUGGGACCCAGAGACGCAUGGCGGUGGGGAGGGGGGAGAUGAUGAUGAUGAAGACCAUGAGAUGGAUCGGUUGGAGCCAGAGGGGCGGGAGGAGGAGGUGGGAGAGGGUGGUGGAAGGGCGGCGACAGAGGCGGGAUCACAGCAUGUGCGUGAAGGGGGAGGGAGCGUGGGGGUUAAGGCGUCAAUCGAACUCAUGGCGGAGAAGGAGGAGCGCAGAGCCCCAUGGCGCCAAGGAGACGAUGGUGGGGAACCUUCCCAAGGGGCUUGGUGA
This is a messenger RNA of Closterium sp. NIES-65, 591 nucleotides long. The record is from the annotation of a GenBank genome assembly. NCBI's taxonomy places the organism in Eukaryota, Viridiplantae, Streptophyta, Zygnematophyceae, Desmidiales, Closteriaceae.